AUGUUUUGGAUGUUAAAAUUGAAAAACUUGAAGGAAUUGUCCAUAAUUUGGUUUACAACGUAUCAAACCGAUUCUGGUCAAUCUUCACGUCUCGUUGUAUCAUGGAAAAUUGCAGCAUUGAUCGAAGAAGAUCCAACAUUUAAUUCAACAAACAGGAUUUUAUUAGUAAUAAGAAAGAUAGCAGAGGUUCUUCCUCGGUUUAUAAUUGAAGAUGGACCACAAGAAACAGAGCUGAUUACCCAGUAUCUUCACCCCGCUCUUGUACCUUUGUUUGAAAAUAUCGACGAGCUUCAUGUUACAUUUAAAUGGACACCGCGCCAAUUCCAUGAAAUCAAAUUUAUGACAAUGACCUGGCCUUUUGGGUUGUCUAGAAACAACAACAACGAAAAAGAAAUGUGGUGCAAUGCAAUGCAAUGUAAUGUAAUCGGUACGUGCGAACAGAUAUAA
Phycomyces blakesleeanus NRRL 1555(-) is the source of this 447-nucleotide messenger RNA. RefSeq lists its product as hypothetical. The record is from RefSeq and is a predicted model, not a curated record. Lineage: Eukaryota; Fungi; Mucoromycota; Mucoromycetes; Mucorales; Phycomycetaceae. The transcript has 5 exons. Bases 1 to 447 code for a protein of 148 amino acids.